UCCGGACUGACAUUCUAACUUCACCCUCUACAGUCCCAUUGUCGCCGUUCCAGCGAAGACCAAGAUCUGGUAUUCCAUCAACGAGUCUGAUCAGUUUUCUGUAUCACCAGAAGUUCUCUGAUUUUCUUCCGCCCAAGAUUUUCUACAGCGCUGCAGAGGUGGAUAUGACGACGCCGACGCUCGGUUCUUCUCUCCAACCUUGUCGAAGCCACAGUAGGCCGUCCUGGCUCCAUGCAACUCUUACAGAUUUGGAAGAUAAGGUGAAAAGUCUUGCUCUGAGUCUCCCUAAGGAAGACGAGUCUGACUCGUUUGCAGAACGCGCUGAGAAUUAUUACAGAAAGCGCCCUCAGCUACUAACCCUCGUUCAAGAUCUCUACAAUGGCUACGUCUCCUUAGCCGACCGUUACUGCCAAUCUGUCACAAAGAACCAAAUCUCAUCUCAACUCUCAGUGGUCACUUCCGAUAUCGACGAAGAUGGGGACAACCAGAUUGAUUCCGAUGCCGAGAGUUCACUCUCUUAUCAACCUCCGCCACCGCAGAGCACCACCGAGGAUGCAGCAACAGCAGCAGCAGCGGCGGACCCCGACGCCCUUGUGGCGGAGCUUGUGAGCAAGACGAUCGACUACGAGAUUCUUCUUAAUGAGAUGACCAUUCUAGAGAAGUGCAACACUGAAUCUUCGAGGAAGAUCGAGCUGCAGAAGAGUCUACUAGAGGUGUUGGAAUCGGAACGGCUGAUUCUUCUGAACGAGAACGCGAGGUUGGGGUUCCGAGUGUCGGCGCUGACGGAGGAGAACAAAGGGUUGGCGACGGAAUCUGCUUUCAUGAAGAGGAAGGCGAGUGAGCUGGCGAGGUGCGUGCUGAAGAUGAGAGACGAUCACAGGGUCUGUCUGCUGAGUCGUAAGAUUGAGGAUCUUCAGGGGCAGAUAUAUGGGUUGGAGAAGAGGAACAAGGAGUACUACGAGCAGUUGGUGAAGAGGGAAGAACAAGAGAAGAAGAAGAAGGAGAUGGCUUUGGAGGUUUGUUUUGAGGUGGAGAAGCUGAAGUUAGAGAACGAGCAGCUAAGGGAGAAGACCAUGAGAGCAGGAGACGAUGGGAGACAUCAGACUUCGAAUUCCAGCUCUAGGUGGUGGGACCGGGUCAGGAAGCUUGAAACACUGCUUUUGUGUGGCUCUCCUGGAUCUACUCCUUUUUGAUCAGACGAUCAGAGACAAAUCUUAUAGUCAAUCAAUAUAUAUAUAUAUAUAUAUAUAAAUAUGUAGUCAGCUGUCUAGAGGCAAGUUGAACGAUAUUUUGCCCUUCAUUUCUAUAUAUAAUUCACAGGCUGGUUAAUGACUGGUCCAAAGACUGUUGAGGAAUGAGCACUUGGUAAAUUUAUAUAAAAUUAUAGGUAAAAGAGAAAAGAAAAGUAGAUAUCGACAUGGGUAUUGAUUAGCCCUGGCAGAAGCAUGUUCAUGUUAUUACUUUCUUGGAGCAUA
This is a messenger RNA of Nelumbo nucifera (sacred lotus), 1475 nucleotides long. RefSeq names its product kinase-interacting family protein-like. Lineage: Eukaryota; Viridiplantae; Streptophyta; Magnoliopsida; Proteales; Nelumbonaceae. The record is from RefSeq and is a predicted model, not a curated record. Gene Ontology annotation, molecular function: actin binding.